Quercus robur (English oak) is the source of this 4390-nucleotide messenger RNA. RefSeq names its product DIS3-like exonuclease 2. The coding region runs from base 312 to 3725 and encodes 1137 amino acids. Gene Ontology annotation, molecular function: 3'-5'-RNA exonuclease activity; RNA binding. Lineage: Eukaryota; Viridiplantae; Streptophyta; Magnoliopsida; Fagales; Fagaceae. The transcript is spliced from 7 exons. The record is from RefSeq and is a predicted model, not a curated record. Gene Ontology annotation, cellular component: P-body; exosome (RNase complex).
UAUGUCCCCGCCGACCAUUCACCACGUCCUUUUCCACCACCAUUACCAUCUUCCACCUACCUUAUAUAUAAAACUCUAACUCUCUCUCUCCCUCUGUUUUUUUUUUUUUUUUCGUUCUUUAUUUUUCGCUUUUAUUAUUUCUUCUUUUUUAUUUUUACUUUUCUCAUUAUUAUUAUCGGUUUCUUCCGGUAUAUUUUUUUACCCAAUCGGAAGAUCCCCCCAUUUUUAUCUCUUCGUCUUUUCUAGGGUUUCCAAUUUUCUUUCUUUGUUUCUUUGAUUUUUUUUUUUUUUAAUUUAAAAAAUUUGAAAUUAUGAGGCCUGGCUUAGUUCAACAAUCUGUGGUUGAACCAAAUUGUGAAGGCGAUAAGGAGAAGAAGAAGAAGCGCCGAUCUAACCGCCGAUCCAAACAAUCCACUCCUCCUCCUCCUACUUCAGUAAAUGGACCAGAGUGUUUGGGAGAUGGUAGAACAUGUAAUCAUGUAACUGCAUCUCUGAGUAGUUCUUCAACAAAGCAGCAUGUAUUGGACAUGCGUCCUCCAAUGGAUCAUGGAUGGGACAUGCGUCCUCCAAAUGAGCACGCAUUGGACUUGUGUCCUCCAAUUGAGCAUGAAUUAACCCGAGCAUCAGACGUUGGUUUCUCUUCUAUGCCAACAAUGCGUAUCUGUGAACAAGUGAACCCCAUGGAGGAGCAAAACAUACCAAAUCAGCAUGUAUCUGAUUUUGGUCACAGAGUCAUGUCACAAUCUUGUCCUGAACCAGUUUUUUACAGAGGAUCACCUGGGACAUCUAAAAACAACUAUAUGUUUCCUUCCCCUCAUAUUGAGGGUUCUCAGAAAAAAUAUUUUGAUCCACACUGGUCCAUGGAGGCUGUUAAUGAGGCAUUAAAGAAAGGUGAAGCUUUUAAAGUUUUGUUUCGUGUCAAUGCCCACAAUAGACUUGAGGCUUAUUGCAAAAUUGAUGGGGUACCAACGGAUGUUCUCAUUAGUGGAAUUGCUGCCCAAAAUAGAGCUGUGGAAGGAGACAUUGUAGUGCUCAAGGUUGAUCCUUCGUCAUUAUGGACCAGGAUGAAAGGGUCAACCGGGAUAUCUAACAAUCCUGCACCAGUGGAAGAUUGUAACAUUCUCCUGGAAGAUGGUGAAAUUGCUAGUGAUAACUCUAAAGGUAAAAGUAAGGUAGAUGCAGAUUACGAGUGUGACCAUUACAGAAGUUGCCCCUACCCUGAGAAGGGGUCUUGUUAUGGGGAAGGUACUUUUGUGGGUGAAACUGUUCAUUUAGAACCGAGUGGACCUGCUAGUUGUAAUCUUGUUCACCCUGCUGCUUCAGAUUCUUUGCAUGUAGGUUCUUUUGAUGGGCAGAGUGAAGUUGUAAAAGCAGUGGGCAGGAUUUGUUCCUCAAUUAGCACAUUCCCUUCAAAACGACCUACUGGCAGAAUUGUUUCCAUAAUUAAGAGGUCUCCUCGACGAGAUGCUAUUGUUGGCUAUCUUAAUGUUAAGAAUUGGUUAUCUUACCAUGAACUCUGCAGAAAAGAGACAAAGAACAGAAGUUCAUUGACAUUGUCUGACAGUGAGUACAUCCACCUGACACCAACUGACCCCAAACUUCCCAAAAUGAUGGUCUUCGUGAAGGGCUUGCCAGACUGCAUCAAGAAAAGAUUGGAGAAGGGUGAUUCAACAGUUGAAAUGGAGCUGGUAGCUGCACGAAUUGAAGAAUGGGAUGAAGAAAGUUCUGUUCCACUAGCCCAUGUCUUGCAUAUUUUUGGACGGGGCAGUGAAGUAGAGGCACAGAUCAAUGCAAUUUUAUUUGAAAAUGCAAUCCGUUCAUCUGAAUUUUCUCCUGAAUUACUAUCUAGCAUUCCACAUAUUCCUUGGGAGGUGCCACGUGAGGAAGUUAAAAGUAGAAGAGAUCUUCGAAAUUUGUGCAUAUUUACUAUUGACCCUUCCACUGCCAUUGAACUGGAUGAUGCUCUCUCUAUUGAAAAAUUGUCCAAUGGCAAUUUCAGAGUAGGAGUCCACAUUGCGGAUGUGUCGUAUUUUAUUUUACCUGACACAGCCAUAGACAUAGAAGCACAGGUUCGAUCAACAAGUGUCUAUCUGUCACAAUACAAAUUACCAAUGUUGCCCCCAAUGUUUUCAGAGAAUCUGUGUUCUCUUAACCCUGGAGUAGAUAGACUUGCAUUUUCUAUUUUUAUGGACAUCAACUAUGCUGGGGAUGUUGUUGACCAUUGGAUUGGCCGCUCUGUGAUACAAUCUUGUUGCAAGCUUUCAUACAAACAGGCUCAGGACAUUAUUGAUGAAAUAAGUAAUGUGGAUGGUUCUAAUAUCACUGAAAAUGGGAAUCCCCAGUUGUAUGGCCAUUUCAAGUGGCCUGAUGUUGUUAGAUCUGUUAAAAGCCUUCAUGAAAUCUCCAAAAUUUUGAAGGAGAAGAGAUUUAGUGAUGGGGCUUUACGUCUGGAGAGCUCCAAAGUUGUUUAUCUAUUUGAUGAUCAUGGUAUUCCAUAUGAUAGCAUGCUUUGUGGACAGAAGGAGUCAAACUUUUUGGUUGAGGAGUUUAUGCUUUUGGCAAAUAGGACAGCUGCGGAAAUCAUAUCUAGAGCUUUUCCUGAUAGUGCAUUACUGCGGAGGCAUCCUGAACCAAAUAUGCGAAAGCUCAGAGAGUUUGAAGCAUUUUGUUGCAAACAUGGUUUGGAAUUGGACACUUCUUCUUCUGGUCGGUUUAAUCAAUCGCUGGAGCAAAUCAGGGAAAAGCUCAAGGAUGAUACUGUGCUGUUUGACAUUCUGAUCUCAUAUGCUUCGAGACCAAUGCAAGUGGCUACUUACUUUUGUAGUGGAGAUCAGAAAAACGGUGAAAAUGAUUGGGGUCAUUAUGCACUGGCUGUUCCUCACUACACUCAUUUUACUUCACCACUGCGUCGGUAUCCUGAUAUUAUAGUGCACCGGACACUGGCUGCAGCCAUAGAGGCUGAGGAGUUGUACUUGAAGUAUCGAGGAUCUUUGCCAAAAGUUAGCAGGGGAGAGAAAGUAGCAAGAAGAUGUUUCACUUGUAUUCAUUUUGAUAGAGAUGCUGCGGAAUCCCUGGAAGGUAAGAAAGCACUGUCAGCUGCAGCAGUAAAGCAUGGAGUUCCCUGCUCUGAAUCACUUGCAGAUGUUGCUGCUUAUUGCAAUGAAAGAAAGCAGGCUAGCGGGCAUGUGAAGGAUGCCUGUGACAAGCUCUACAUGUGGGUUCUGCUAAAGAAAAAAAAGAUUUUAUUUUCAGAAGCAAGAGUAUUGGGUCUUGGGCCAAGAUUCAUGUCCAUUUAUAUUCAAAAGCUAGCUAUUGAGCGUCGGAUAUAUUAUGAUGAAGUAGAAGGCUUGACUGUAGAAUGGCUGGAGACUACUUCCACAUUGGUGCUUAGUUUAGCUAACAAACGCUCUUCUAGGAGAGGUGGCCCUGGUAAAUGGAGGGCACUUGAAGACAUUGCAUUUGUUGUAAGUCCAUGUGAUGUGAAAAUUGAACGGUGGGUGUUUGGAGGGAGUUCUAGUGAACAGGUAGGUGAUACUGGUGUUGCUGCUCAGGCUUCAGAGCCCAUUUGCAAAUCUGUCAUUUCAAAUACUGAAGUUGAUCCUGGAGUUUUCCCCCUCACAGUGCAUCUCCUUUCAACCAUUCCUGUAGUACUUCAUGCAGUAGGUGGGGAUGAUGGUCCCCUUGAUAUUGGGGCAAGGCUUUACCUGAGCUCAUAUCUAAGGUAACUUGGGUGUUUGGUAGUGUCAAACUACUGCAACUGAAGGAGACUCUGGAGAUGAAGAUAACAGAGCUUUGUAUGGAAUGGGCAAGCUCUGUUGUAGAUAUGAAUUAGUGUAUAGUUCACAAGAGUUUUAGAAGAGUGAAAAAUUUGUGGUUCAAGUCUGGUGAUGCUCUAUGAAUCUAUGAUGCUAAAAUGGUGGCGUAGCUGUAGAUAAUGGUGGAGGUUUUCGUUGUGGCUUUAACUUAAGUGGUUUUUCUGUUUUUUUAACAGAUGCAGCUUGCUGGAAUAGGCCCUUGUUUUUGUAGGCCAGUUCCAUCCAAUAUUUUACUUAUUGAAAAUCUACCUUCAACUUGGGAUUUGAGCUUCGAAGCCAAAUUCAUGCUGUAUUUUUCCCCUUCUGACUGCAGCCCAAUAUAUUUUUUGAUUUUGGGUGGUCGGAUCUAGUAACUUCAAUUUGGUAUGUUAUUGCCUUUAUUGUAUUUUGAACUGUUAAAACUGGGUGACUGGCAGUAGCUCCCAGUCAGAAUAAUGUGUUGUCAUCUUUCCCUAGGUGAAAACUUGAACUGGAACUGUAAUCAUCUUUUGAAGUGCUGCUUGGCUUGUAUUUCAGCUCAAGCGUGCAGCAGCACAUAGAUCUCUUAUUAAUGGAUAUUUUUUGUUGGGUAUUAA